AUGGCGACUCGGCACGAUUCGAGAUACACGGUCGACAUCCCGCCGGUUGACCUGGCGACCUUUAUAUUCUCGUCGGGAGACCGGGAACAGCGUCGUCGCCCACAAUUCUUCGACGCCGACUGUCCAGCUCGUUGCUUCAGUUUGGACCAGGCCGAGAUCCUCGUCAAGAGGCUGGCCAAGGGCUUACAGGAUCUCGGUCUCGGAAAGAAUGACAAGGUCCUGCUCUACUCGGGGAACUCGCUGUAUUUCCCCAUCCUCUACUGGGGCACCGUCGCAGCGGGGUGCGUGUUUACGGGGUGUAGUCCCAGCGCCUCAGUGACAGAGCUCAGCUACCAGUCAAAGGACUCGGAUGCGAAACUGAUCAUCACGAGCGCUGCGGGCGUCCGGACGGCAUUAGAAGCCGCGGCGCAGGUGGGCAUCCCUAGGGGCAGAGUGUUUGAAUUUGCCGACCCUCUGGACAAAAGGACCCAGAGCGGACUACCGUCGUGGACCGACAUCUGGGCAACGGAGGAAGAAAGCGCGACAUGGACGUGGAAGAGGAUAUCUUCAGCCAAAGAAGCUCGGGAAACGACGGUUGCAAUCAACUACUCCAGCGGCACGACUGGAACCCCCAAGGGUGUCGAAAUUUCGCACCAAAAUGUCAUUGCAAACUCCCUCCAGGUUAUAUUCAAACGGAACAUGGUGGCGGACACGACGCGCGCUCGCGAGCGCAAAGCCCGGAUCGAUCUCUCGGGCGAGCGCUGGCUUGCUCCUCUGCCCAUGUUUCAUGCCUAUGGUCAAAUGUACUACUGCGUGACGGCGGCGCGAAUGGGUGUCAAGGUCUUCAUCAUGAUGCAGUACAGCAUCGAGCGGUACCUGCUCUUCCUCGACAUUUAUCGCAUCACCUUCCUCACGGGAGUUCCCACUUUGAUGGUCGCCCUGUCCAAACACCCGAACGCGACGGCGUACAAUUUGAAGGCCAUCGAGUCGGUUGUCACGGGCUCGGCGCCGUUGAACCCGGAAAUUGGCAGACUGGUCGAAAAGACGCAUUUGCGGCCUGGCGUCCAGGUGAAGCAAGGCUGGGGGCUGACCGAAACGACAUGCUCGGCCACGGGGUUUGCUCAGGACGACGAGGACGACGGCCGGUCCAUCGGUUGGCUCAACCCCAAUGUGUCGGCCAAGAUCGUGCCGGUGCCAGAGCAUGGCUUCGAGCAGUCAACAGAGAUCCCGUAUACAGUGGGUGAAAUAUGGAUCGCCGGACCCAACGUCAUGAAGGGCUACUACAAGAGGCCGCGGGAGACAAUGGAAACCAUCGUCUACGACGAUGAUGCCACCAGGUGGCUGAAGACCGGCGAUGUUGGCUAUAUCGACAACAGGGGCUGUCUGUAUAUUGUCGAUCGACUCAAGGAACUCAUCAAGGUCAAAGGCCUUCAAGUGGCCCCAGCGGAAAUCGAGCAAGUGCUCUUGACCCACCAGGGCAUCGCCGAUGCAGCAGUCGUUGGUGAGAAGAGACGAGACGGCGAAUACCCCAAGGCGUUUGUGGUGAGGGCACCAGGAUCUACAGUGACGGCCAAGGAAGUCCAGGAUUAUAUCGAGGCGCGGCUGUCGAGGCACAAAUGGUUGACAGCUGGAGUGCACUUUAUCGAGGCCAUUCCUCGCACUCCAAGCGGCAAGGUCAUGAGACGGCUGUUGCAGAAGUCCAAGACAGACACGGCCAAGAGCUCUGCAAAGCUAUGA
Fonsecaea pedrosoi CBS 271.37 is the source of this 1716-nucleotide messenger RNA. RefSeq lists its product as uncharacterized. NCBI's taxonomy places the organism in Eukaryota, Fungi, Ascomycota, Eurotiomycetes, Chaetothyriales, Herpotrichiellaceae. Gene Ontology annotation, molecular function: CoA-ligase activity. The transcript has 6 exons. The record is from RefSeq and is a predicted model, not a curated record. Bases 1 to 1716 code for a protein of 571 amino acids. Gene Ontology annotation, biological process: secondary metabolic process.